GGAGCGCGCAGCGCGGCCCCCACCAUGUCCAAGCACGUGUUUCUCACGGGACCCCCAGGGGUUGGAAAGACUACUUUGAUACAGAAAGUCACUCAAGCUCUAAAAUCCUCAGGCAUUCCUAUUGAUGGAUUUUACACACAGGAGGUYAGAGAAGGUGGCAGGAGAACAGGAUUUGAUGUUGUCACUCUGUCUGGAAACCGAGGACCUUUAUCUAGAGUCAGUUCUGAUUCUUCUGCUUCAAGACGUGAAUAUCGGGUCGGACAAUAUGUUGUAGACCUUGUUUCGUUUGAGCAGUUGGUUCUACCUAUGCUGAGAAAUGUAAAUCAUGGGGGUGAUACAGAGAAGAGAAUUUGUGUCAUAGAUGAGAUUGGUAAAAUGGAGCUCUUCAGCCAGGCUUUUAUUCAAGCUGUUCGUCAAAUUCUGGCUGGCUCAGAGACUGUGGUGCUUGGAACUAUUCCAAUACCUAAGGGAAAGCCACUGGAUCUUGUUGAAGAAAUAAGAAGUAGGAAAGAUGUUAAAGUGUUCAAUGUUAGUAAGGAAAACAGAAACAGCAUUUUGCAAGACGUCUUGGCAGCUGUGGAAUCCUGCAGAAAAUGAAGACCUUUUCUUUCCUGUAAACACUAAAGCUUUUAUUUCAACAAAACAUUACGACAUUUU
Messenger RNA from Malurus melanocephalus (red-backed fairy wren), 657 nucleotides. RefSeq names its product nucleoside-triphosphatase, cancer-related (gene NTPCR). NCBI's taxonomy places the organism in Eukaryota, Metazoa, Chordata, Aves, Passeriformes, Maluridae. Bases 25 to 597 code for a protein of 190 amino acids. The transcript has 5 exons. The record is from RefSeq and is a predicted model, not a curated record. Gene Ontology annotation, molecular function: ATP hydrolysis activity.